Messenger RNA from Phodopus roborovskii (desert hamster), 1249 nucleotides. It is a transcript of the gene Wnt1, whose product is annotated as Wnt family member 1. Gene Ontology annotation, molecular function: cytokine activity; frizzled binding. Gene Ontology annotation, biological process: multicellular organism development; neuron differentiation; canonical Wnt signaling pathway. The coding region runs from base 35 to 1147 and encodes 370 amino acids. Gene Ontology annotation, cellular component: extracellular region. The record is from RefSeq and is a predicted model, not a curated record. The transcript is spliced from 4 exons. Lineage: Eukaryota; Metazoa; Chordata; Mammalia; Rodentia; Cricetidae.
ACUGCAGCACAGAACCAACAAGGCCAGGCAGGCCAUGGGGCUCUGGGUGCUGCUGCCCAGCUGGGUUUCUGCUACUUUGCUACUGGCACUGACCUCCCUGCCCUCAGCCCUGGCCGCCAACAGCAGUGGCCGAUGGUGGGGCAUCGUGAACAUAGCCUCCUCCACAAACCUGCUAACGGAUUCCAAGAGUCUACAGCUGGUGCUCGAGCCCAGUCUGCAGCUACUGAGCCGCAAGCAGCGGCGACUGAUCCGACAGAACCCGGGGAUCUUGCACAGCGUGAGUGGAGGGCUGCAGAGCGCAGUGCGAGAGUGCAAGUGGCAAUUCCGAAACCGCCGCUGGAACUGCCCUACCGCUCCCGGGCCCCACCUCUUCGGCAAGAUCGUCAACCGAGGCUGCCGGGAAACAGCAUUUAUCUUCGCAAUCACCUCUGCUGGGGUCACACAUUCGGUGGCACGCUCCUGCUCCGAAGGUUCCAUUGAGUCCUGCACCUGUGAUUACCGGCGGCGCGGCCCCGGGGGGCCCGAUUGGCACUGGGGAGGCUGUAGCGACAACAUCGACUUUGGCCGCCUCUUCGGCAGAGAAUUCGUAGAUUCUGGGGAGAAGGGGCGGGACCUGCGCUUCCUCAUGAACCUUCACAACAACGAAGCAGGGCGCACGACCGUGUUCUCUGAGAUGCGCCAGGAGUGCAAAUGCCACGGGAUGUCCGGCUCCUGCACGGUGCGCACGUGUUGGAUGCGGCUGCCCACGCUACGCGCUGUGGGCGACGUGCUGCGCGACCGCUUCGAUGGCGCCUCCCGCGUCCUUUACGGCAACCGGGGCAACAACCGCGCCUCGCGGGCAGAGCUGCUGCGCCUAGAGCCAGAAGACCCCGCACACAAGCCGCCCUCCCCUCACGACCUUGUCUACUUCGAGAAAUCACCCAACUUCUGCACAUACAGCGGACGCCUGGGCACAGCCGGCACAGCGGGGCGUGCUUGCAACAGCUCUUCUCCUGCGUUGGACGGCUGCGAGCUGCUGUGCUGUGGCCGGGGCCACCGCACGCGCACGCAGCGCGUCACGGAGCGUUGCAAUUGCACCUUUCACUGGUGCUGCCACGUCAGCUGCCGCAACUGCACGCACACACGCGUACUGCACGAGUGUCUGUGAGGCUCUGCACCUGUCCCCGAACUCCCUCAUUUCCAGCUCUCCCCUGAAAAACUCGCUGACACUCAAGACCCACCCCAUUCGCCCACCCUAGCACCUCCAGGC